This is a messenger RNA of Hemicordylus capensis (graceful crag lizard), 6748 nucleotides long. It is a transcript of the gene TBC1D4, whose product is annotated as TBC1 domain family member 4. The record is from RefSeq and is a predicted model, not a curated record. Lineage: Eukaryota; Metazoa; Chordata; Lepidosauria; Squamata; Cordylidae. The transcript has 20 exons. The coding region runs from base 466 to 4434 and encodes 1322 amino acids.
UGACUGGAGGAGGAGGAGACUUUCCCUUUCUUCUUUGCGGACUGACUGCAGGCGAGGGAGGAUCGACAGCCAGCCAGUCCUUUUGCUUUUCCACCCCUCCCCUCGCUCCCAGAAGGCGGGAGAAGCAGCCCUUCGCUUCUCUUUCAGUGGUGCUAGCCGCGUGGAUGGGCGGGCGCAGGAGGCGGGCGUGGACUGGGACAACAGUAAUAGCCCCAAGCAAGAUCCGCAGCGGCGGAGCUGCUGUUGAGGAGGGUCGCACUGGGCAGUUUUGCAAUGCUCUCGGGAUGCGAUUAAUGAAUGAUUACGGCAAGAUCCCUGGACGCCGUCUCGUCCAACGGCCCGUUUCACUGGCUUCGAGCCGGGUGUUGCCGCAGGAAAGAAAAAGCACCCUCGCAGCCUAAGCUAGCAUGUUUACUCAGAAGUGAGCCCUACCGUCCGAGUUCAGUGUGACUUACUCCAAAGUAAAUGUGCACAGGAUUGCAAUCUUCUCAAUCCAAGGGUUGCAGCCUCCUCAGCGGUUCUCCUGGGGGUCUCCCUUGUGCCUUAAAAGGCCGCCAGGCCGCCUUGUGGACUGCAAACGUGGAUCUCCUUGCCCCAGCUGCGACUACUUCUGGCCUCAUGGAGAAGCCAAGUGCCGACGAGCCGUUCUCUCACCCCUUGGAACCCGAAGACGAGCCGCAAACUUGCAAGGUGGCGGCGGAGAAGCGCUUCAAACUGUGGUACGUGGGCUGGUCGUGCCUGGACAGGCGCACCACGCUGCCCAUGUUGCCUUGGCUGAUGGCGGAGAUCCGACGACGCAGCCAAAAGCAAGAGCCCAGCGCUGUGCCUGCACGAGAAGUGCUGCUGCUGCUGGGCUCGCCCAACCUGCGCUGCGUCCCGACCACCAGCCCAGCCGCUGCUGGCAGUGCGGCCAACCCGGCCGUGUUCAUCUUUGAGCACAAAGCGCAGCACAUCUCCCGCUUCAUCCACAACAGCCACGACCUCACUUACUUCGCCUAUCUGAUCAAGGCGCAGCCCGAUAACCCUGAGUCCCAGAUGGCCUGCCACGUCUUCAAGGCCACCGACCCCAACCAGGUUCCAGAUGUUAUCAGCAGUAUAAGGCAAGUUUCCAAAGCAGCCCUAAAAGAGGAUGUCAAACCUAGUAAAGACUGUGAAGAUGCCUUCUACAACUCUCAAAAAUUUGAGAUUCUGUACUGUGGAAAAGUGACGGUGGCUCACAAAAAGGCCCCUUCCACCCUGAUUGAUGACUGCAUUGAGAAGUUCAACCUGCAUGAGCGCCAGCGUCUGAAAUUGUUGAAUGAGCAACGGAAUGCAGAAUCCAGUAUAGACCUCACAGAGUGUGAAGGAGAUGCCCCAUCUUCUCCCUUAGACAGUCCCUUUGAGGAGAUAGAUGGCACAAAUGGUAAUAAUAAUGCUGGGAUGUUUACCAUUGGAAGUCAGACGAACCUGGCCAGUUUGGCGAGCUCUCGUGUCUCUUUCCCUGAGCGGAUUUUGGAGGAUUCUGGUUUUGAUGAACAGCAAGAGUUCCGUUCCCGCUGCAGCAGCGUCACAGGCAUUGUGCAAAGGAAGGUUCAUGAUACUAGUUUAAAAACACAGUCACGAAGACGACAUGCAAGUGCCCCAAGUCAUGUCCAGCCCUCCGACUCUGAGAAAAACAGGACAAUGUUGUUUCAGGUUGGUCGAUUUGAAAUUAACCUCAUCAGUCCAGACACUAAAUCAGUUGUGUUUGAGAAAAACUUUAAAGAUAUCUCCUCAUGUUCUCAGGGCAUAAAACACAUUGAUCACUUUGGCUUUAUUUGUCGGGAAUCUACUGAACCUGGAAUUAAUCAGUAUGUUUGCUAUGUAUUCCAGUGUGCAAGUGAAUCUCUGGUCGAUGAGGUAAUGCUCACUCUGAAGCAAGCUUUUAGCACUGCCGCAGCCCUCCAGAAUGCCAAGACUCAGAUUAAGCUGUGCGAGGCCUGUCCGAUGCACUCAUUACACAAACUCUGUGAAAGGAUUGAAGGUCUUUAUCCACCAAGAGCCAAACUUGUGAUUCAGAGACAUCUGUCAUCACUCAGUGACAAUGAGCAAGCUGACAUCUUUGAGCGUGUUCAGAAAAUGAAGCCUAUUAGUGACCAGGAAGAAAAUGAGCUUGUGAUCUUACAUCUGCGACAGUUGUGUGAAACUAAACAAAAGACACAUGUCCACAUUGGAGAAGCACCAGUGCAGAAUGCCUCCAAUAAUGCAAUUCCAGAAAAUUCAGGUAGUGGUGGCAGAUUCAAACUUGACAUUCUGAAAAACAAAGCCAAGAAAUCCUUGACCAGUUCUCUGGAAAACAUCUUUUCAAGGGGAGCGAACAGGAUGCGUGGCCGUCUGGGGAGUAUGGACAGCUUUGAAAGGUGCAACAACCUUGCCUCUGACAAAGACUGUUCCUCUGGGGAAUCUCCUCCCAUAACCCCCCCUGCUUCCCCCAUAUCCUCGGUUUGGCAGCCAUUUCCUGAAGAGGAUUCUGAUUCACCUCAGUUCAGAAGACGUGCGCACACAUUCAGUCAUCCACCUUCCAGCUCAAAGAAAAGGAUUAGCUUCCAAGACGGAAGGUCCCAAAGUGCCAGAUCUCCUCUCUUGAGACAGAACUCUGUGGAGCACAGCAGGCCGACAAAUGCCCGACGUGCUCGUAGUGAGAGUGAAUCAUCUGCACCGUCCAGCCUCCCUUCUUCUUUCUCUGCCCCAUCUUUCCUGAAAAGCUUUUACCAGAGCUCAGGAAAGCCACCACCUCAAUCUGAAACUGAACUCCCCAAGAGUGAUGGGGAAAGAAGAAAAAGGACCUCGUCUGUCUGCAGCAAUGACUCUAUAAAUGCUGGUGGAAUACCUCUUGCUCCCCGCCGAAUCUCCUGGCGGCAACGAAUCUUCCUAAGGGUUGCAUCACCCAUGAAGAAAUCUCCUUCAGCAAUGCAACUUCAAGAUGGGGGUGAUGGAAAUGAACUCUUACCACUAUCUCCUCUUGCGCCAUCUUUGGAGGAAGACCCACUUGUUUCCCUAUUGCAAAAUGAAGAUGCCCAGGAUAAGACCGGAGAGAAGAAGAACUCGGAAGAGUUGCAGAGUCUGUGGAGAAAAGCCAUCCAUCAACAAAUAUUGUUACUUCGAAUGGAAAAAGAAAACCAGAAAUUGGAAGCAAGCAGAGAUGAACUUCAGUCCAGAAAGGCUAAAUUGGACUACGAGGAAGUUGGUACUUGUCAGAAAGAUGUUAUCAGUGUCUGGGAUAAGAAACUCUUAAAUUGCAGAGCCAAAAUCAGAUGCGACAUGGAAGAUAUUCAUGCCACUAUGAAAGAUGGUGUACCAAAAAGUCGCCGGGGAGAAAUCUGGCAGUUCCUUGCUGUGCAGCAUCGUGUAAGACAUCGACUGCCAAAUAAACAGCAACCCCCGGACAUCUCUUACAAAGAACUCCUGAAGCAGCUGACAGCACAACAGCAUGCUAUUCUUGUAGAUCUAGGAAGGACCUUUCCAACACAUCCUUACUUUUCUGCUCAGCUAGGGGCAGGGCAGCUGUCCCUCUUCAAUCUUCUGAAAGCUUAUUCCUUGCUGGACAAGGAGGUGGGCUAUUGCCAGGGGAUCAGCUUUGUGGCUGGGGUGCUGCUUCUCCACAUGAGUGAAGAGCAAGCCUUUGAAAUGCUGAAGUUUCUCAUGUAUGACCUUGGCUUCCGAAAACAAUACAGGCCUGACAUGAUGUCGCUACAGAUUCAGAUGUACCAGCUGUCAAGGCUUCUCCAUGACUAUCACAGAGACCUCUAUAACCAUCUAGAAGAAAAUGAAAUCAGCCCUAGCCUUUAUGCUGCACCCUGGUUUCUUACAUUAUUUGCCUCACAGUUUCCAUUGGGAUUUGUAGCCAGGGUGUUUGACAUUAUUUUUCUUCAGGGAACAGAAGUCAUAUUUAAAGUAGCACUAAGUCUGCUGAGCAGCCAAGAGGAAUGCAUCAUAAUGUGUGAGACUUUUGAGAAUAUUGUUGAAUUUCUUAAAAACACUCUCCCAGACAUGACAAAGCCUCAGAUGGAGAAGAUUAUGACACAAGUAUUUGAGAUGGAUAUUUCCAAACAGCUUCAUGCAUAUGAGGUGGAGUAUCAUGUUCUACAGGAUGAGCUACAAGAAAAUUCAAAUCUCUGUGAUAAUGGUGAGGCUCCUGAGAAACUUGAAAAGGCAAAUAGUCAGCUGAAGCGACAGAAUAUGGACCUCCUGGAGAAACUGCAGGCAGCGCAUGCUAAAAUCCAGAGUGUGGAAUCCAACUUGGAAGAUGCCUUGGCAAGAGAGAACAAAAUGAAGAGCGUAAUCCAGUCACUGGAACAAGAGAAGGCACUCUAUCAAAAGACUAUUGAGAAAAUGUGCAAAUACUUGCCAACAGAAGCAUUGUCCGACUGCGAGCAGCUGCUAAAGGAAGCAAACUGUAACCCAAGUAAAUUCUAAAAAGCCAUAAGUAAAGAGUUGCAGGCAACAUGGUUCUGACAAUAAAGAAAAAGGAAGAUGAACAGGCUGCUGUAAAAUGUAUCUGCAUCACCUCACACGGGUACUGGGAUUCUUAUAGCAGCAGAGAGGCCUUUUAAAUCUUGAUAUGCAAAUCCCAGGUUAAAUAUUUUUAGUAAUGUCUGUACAUAAAUUGCAAUGCAAAAAAAGCUGAAUCUAAUGAAGACAAUUAGUUGUAUAUUUAGGAUUGAAAAAGGAAAUUUCAUUUGUUGAGACCAGUGAUGACUUAAAGUCAACCUCAAAAUGUUCUAUUGAUCUGUAUUGAAAGGAAAAUGUUGUCUAUUUCUAUACAUUGAUUAAUACUUGAAAAGAAAAACAGAAUGUAACUUUUCCCCCUCCAAAGAACAGCAUGUUUCCCAUUCAGUGGGGGAUUUCUUUGUGUUUUGUGUAAGGUCCCCCCCCACCCCACCCCAGUAACUUUUUUGUGGGGAAAUCUCCAUACGCUCUCACGUGCCUGUAAUGAAAUCUACUGACAACUGCGUAUGUGCAACAGCAUUUUUGACCUGCUGUCAUUCUCCGACUCAACUAUUGAGGAGAGUUAAAAGGGCCAAGUUGAUUUCAUGUGCAUGUCAAAAAGUGGCCCAGGCCUUAUUUCCCCAACUAUGCCUCAAGAAGUUGGAAAGUGAAAACUAGAAGCAGUUCUUCUCUCUCCUCUUACCUGUGCAAUGUUGUGUUGAAACAGACUACCAGAAACCCCAUGUGGUUUAUCUAGCUUGGCUAUAUCAUUUCAGACCACAGGUGGUGUAUCAAAUGUUCUUCCACACAAAAUACUUCCUGCACAUGUUGAAGAGAAGGUUCUAGAAUAGCCUUUCCUCUGACAUGAUAAUUUAUGUAUGUGUAGGCAUUAUUUUAUGCAGGGGAGCAUUUGGUCACUUCAUUGCAUACCUGCAGUCUAACAUGAUAUGGUCCAUUAACAGAUGCAUUGCAUGCUUCUGCUAUUCUGUAUUUUUAGCACUAAAGGAACAUAAGAGAUGGGAAUGGCAUGUCCUGAAGUUUAAUAUAUGGUGGUUAUGGGGUUUCAAAGAGCCAAAGAAAACUUGUGAGGGUUUCCCUCUUUGUUUAAAGGGCCACCCCUUUGCACUGGGCCAAACCCCAUGCAGCUGUUUUCUUUUAUGGGUCAUGGGCACUGGAUACAUUUUUAAGCAUUAGGGUUUCUUAAAUAUGUAGAAUGUUUUAAUGCAUCAAAGAUGCACUUGCCUCAAUGGAAUAUAUAUAGGCUUUACCUGUGUUAACUCUGCAGAGAGGUGGUUAUCCAGAUCUAGCUAUUGGUACAUUUCUGCUUCAAAUAUCUGUUCUGCAGUACCCUAUUGGAAAAAAAGAAAAACAGAUUCAAAACUAUAGCAGUUUUAACCAAUAAAACUGGUUUCCUCUUUAGGCAGCUUCUGCCUUUUAUAAGCUCUUGCUCUGCUCAGUUUCGAAGAUACAUUGUUUUUUGAGGUAACUUCUGUCAGGUAGACUGGACAUUGAAAUCAAAAUUUGACCUGACUACGCUAUGAAAAUAGCCAGUCAGUCAUAUACAGGAAAUGUGCAUUUUGGAACAUGCUUGAACUAUUAACAUUCAUUGGCAAUUAUUAUUUGUCAUAUUUCUCCAAGUAUUGGUUGUUAAUAAUAAGCAAAGUGCCAAAUUCAGCCAAGUGUCUUACUCAUGCACGUUGUAUGCGUGUGUGGUGGGGGAAGGUUGAGGGAAGGAUGCCGAGGCUUCCUUUGUAGCAUGUGUUAUGCAAGCAACAAGCAAAAUGUAGGGACAACAAGCAUUGUUCUGCUGUUUUAUUGCUGCAUUGUCCCCCCUCCCCCACUUUGUUGUUGGGUGAUAUUAUUAUUGGAGUUAUCAUGGGCACAAUACCAUGUAAAUGAAUAGGAGACCAUUGUAACUUGCAGUAAUCUCAUUUGUGCAAGAGGUUUCUAAUAGAUUGUGCCUGGUGUCCUUUUCUUGCCAUUGCUGCCUCUCACCAAAUUAAUAAACUCACAUGGAUUCUGGUGAAAUUCCAACAAUACUGCAGUUGAUCAGGUGAGAAAAAAUGUAAGUCAUGGCAUUCUGUUUUUUGCAACAUCAUUUGAAGCAAUUUGAGGCAAUCUUGUGCAUACAGAACUGAUUCCAAGGAACUGUCAAGCGGUUGUACUACAGUGAUUGAGUUGUUUAGGCACAUGUUUGAAUAUUUUAUUUUUUGCACAGAAUGUUUCACCCUACAUUGGACUUAAUAUCGACUUGUUCAUUAUCACCUGGAGAAUUUCCAAUAAAUGUCAUUUCACUGCUGCA